AUGGCGGUGUUUGGUGUUGUCGGCGUGGCGGUUGACGCCUCGGAUAAUGACGAAAUGAAGACAGACGAUCUCGCCCGGACCACGUGCCGCGGCGGCUCCGGUUGA
This is a messenger RNA of Parastagonospora nodorum SN15, 105 nucleotides long. RefSeq lists its product as hypothetical. The coding region runs from base 1 to 105 and encodes 34 amino acids. The record is from RefSeq and is a predicted model, not a curated record. The transcript has 2 exons. NCBI's taxonomy places the organism in Eukaryota, Fungi, Ascomycota, Dothideomycetes, Pleosporales, Phaeosphaeriaceae.